Molecule: messenger RNA, 1083 nt
Organism: Leishmania major strain Friedlin
Lineage: Eukaryota; Euglenozoa; Kinetoplastea; Trypanosomatida; Trypanosomatidae
Gene: CBP30
Product: putative nuclear cap binding complex subunit CBP30
Exons: 1
Coding region: 1-1083 (360 amino acids)
Cellular component (GO): nuclear cap binding complex
Source: RefSeq, a predicted model, not a curated record
AUGUCCUCCUCCUCCUCUGGUCAGUACAGCGGCAGCGGUGGCAACCGAGGCAGCGGCUUUGUGCACCUCAACACUCCAGCCAGCAUCCAGUAUACCGCGGGGAAGACUCUGUCACUUUCCGCUCUGCGUCAGAGCAAGUCCCGCGUGGAGUGCGCUGUGUUGCCGGAAUCGAUGUCUGUGUGGCGCGACGCCUUCCAGCGCUACUCGAAGGAGGAGGGCUACAGCAGCUUCGCCGCUGAUAUUGAAGACGAGCGCACUGGAAACGGACCGAUUCUGCCGCCGCUAGUGCCGCAGCGCGCUGGCCCAGUGCGCCGUCGUGCCGGCAGGGCGCUUGUGCGCACAGAUGCCUUUUUCUGUGCUUCGUCGUCGCCGGCGCCGCUCGGCACUUCCGCAUCUACGGCACACACCGGCGCUGACAGGCCGCCCCUCACAGAUGGUGCCGCUGCCAUUAGCAGCACCGCCACCGCCGCCAGUGCGAGCUCGUCGAGUAGACUCAGUGACAAGGGCACCACUGCGACAUCUGCCGACAGCGUGGCCGAUGGUUCGACUGGGCCUACGGCGAAGCAGCAGCAGGAAGGCAUCCCUAUCGUUAGCCAUCACAAGCUUUUGGGUCGGCAGCAGUUUGUGUACCCCGAUUACGACGGCGUGCUCUCCGCCGGCGUGGUGCCGCAGAUCGUCGUCACAGCUGAGGAAGAGGCGGAGGAGGCGGCGGCGAAGGCCUUCUACAUCUCCCCCCUCACCAUGACGGAGGAGGAGCUGGCUGCCUUCGAGGAACUGCAGGGGCUGUGGAAAAGUCGCGCACGCAGCCACUCCUUCCUUGGCGCGCAGCACCGGAAAGCUGCCAAGGGUGCGGUGGACCCGUCAUCGUCCGCGGACGUGCUGGAGGCGGGCGGCGCGGGGCUGCCCAAGGUGCGCAGGUGCGAAGGAGUGACAGGUGGCGCCUCCCUUUCCGCUCGCCGAGGGAAUGAGAUAGACGUGCCCGCCUACGCCGAGGCCGAGACGGCCGUGGAGGAAGAGUCGAAGCUGGACAAGGAGCUGUCCGAGGCGCUGCGCAUGGCGGAUGACCUCCUGCGCUUUGCUUAG